AUUUUUAAUGAUACACUGUGUUCUAAAUGUAAGUAAAUAAGCAGUUUGUAUUCACUCGUUGCUUUAAGUAGGCACUGUAAAAUCGCCUAGUUGCGAUUUUCUCGCCGAAUAUAAGAUGUUUCCUCGAACAUUUUAUGGAACGAUUUCGAGCCGGUCUAACCUAUUCCGGUUAUCCCGGUGCAUGCUGAGUCGCUCGCUGAGUGACAAACCACAUUCCGAGAAUGGGGAUCAUGAAACGACUAACACCAAGUCGUCAGAAAUUUCCCAGCUUCUUGAGGACGCUACGAUUCACGACCCUGGCGAAAAUUCAGGUUGGGCAACAAGUGCUUAUCCGGAAAACUGCGUCCCGAACGUGCAAGGCCAGUAUGCUGAUCGACCAAACAUAAACCCAUCCGAUACGUCGAUAAUCCUCUUUCCUGGACAGGGAAAUAUCAAAGUCGGAGAUGUCAAGCGAUAUCUGCAUUAUCCAGAGGCGAAAUACCUGUUCGAAAUAGCCAACGAAGCGUUGGGUUACGAUCUGUUGAAAAUUUGCCUCGAAGGUCCACAGGAGACGUUGAAUCGAACUGAAUACAACCAGCCUGCUACAGUGGUCAAAAGUUUAGCCGCUCUAGAAAAACUGAGAGAAAACAGGCCCAGGGCUUUGGACACGUGCAUCGCUUGCGCUGGAUACAGCGUUGGUGAAAUUACUGCCUUGAUAUUCUCAGGUGCAAUGACUUUCGAAGAUGGCAUUAGACUCGUCGGCGUCAGAGCUGCAGCAAUGCAGGAUGCCGCUAAUUUGGUCCCCCAAGGUAUGCUUUCCGUCCACAACACACCCGAGGCCAGGAUGUCCGAUAUAUGCGAAAAAGCAAAGAACUGGGCAAUGGAUGCCGGGGAUCCUAUGCCAGAGUGCAGAGUUGCAAUAUUUCUACAUCCUGAUAUGAAAAUAUUAGCUGGUAGUGAACGGGCGUUGAAAUACAUUGAAACUAAUGGGAAGAGCAUGGGUCUUCGGCACAUAAAGAGACUUCCUUUAUCUGGGGCGUUCCAUACUUCGUUGAUGAUCCCGUCAUUGGAUAUAUUUAAGAAAGCUCUUCGGACAAUUAUGUUUGAACAACCAAAAGUAUCAGUGCAUUCGAAUGUUGAUGGAAAGAGAUACAAGAAUGUGAAUCAAAUUAUGAGGUACUUACCUAAGCAAAUAAUAUCGCCAGUCAAGUGGGAACAGACAAUGCAUGUUUUGUAUAUGAGAAGACCAGGAAUUGAGUUUCCGAGAACAUUUGAUGUGGGCUCAGGUGGGAGGCUCAAGGCACUUCUAGGAUUCGUCAAUGCCAAAGCAUUUAAGUCUUGCUAUACUAUUUAACUUAGAACUGAACACAAUUGGAAAUUGAUGCGGUAUUUGAACAAAAAUUAAAAUCACAGUAUGUUCUUGAGUUUACCUGUACAAUUGAAAGUUAAUUACACAAAUGUAGACAUUGUAACAUGUCCUUAAGUUUAUAAGAAAUACGAAGUUUGUUUAAAAAGAUUGUAAAUAUGUUUUGUAAAAAUAUACAGUAAUUGCGAUAUAAUGA
Molecule: messenger RNA, 1541 nt
Organism: Diprion similis
Lineage: Eukaryota; Metazoa; Arthropoda; Insecta; Hymenoptera; Diprionidae
Gene: beg
Product: probable malonyl-CoA-acyl carrier protein transacylase, mitochondrial
Exons: 2
Coding region: 116-1333 (405 amino acids)
Molecular function (GO): transferase activity
Source: RefSeq, a predicted model, not a curated record